Messenger RNA from Sciurus carolinensis (gray squirrel), 2744 nucleotides. RefSeq names its product beta-1,4-galactosyltransferase 6 (gene B4galt6). The record is from RefSeq and is a predicted model, not a curated record. Gene Ontology annotation, molecular function: UDP-galactose:glucosylceramide beta-1,4-galactosyltransferase activity. Gene Ontology annotation, biological process: glycosphingolipid biosynthetic process; carbohydrate metabolic process. The transcript has 9 exons. Lineage: Eukaryota; Metazoa; Chordata; Mammalia; Rodentia; Sciuridae. The coding region runs from base 1083 to 2231 and encodes 382 amino acids.
UUUCCUCGGGUCCCGGCGCAGCGCCGCCUGCCGAGUUCCGAGCGAGCGGGCGGAGCCUGCGGGGGUCUCCGGGCGCGCCCGCCAGUCCGGAUUUUCCUCCGAGGCGCCGCCGCCUUUCCAGGUCCGCCCCCUUCUCCGGCCCAAAAGCGGCUCCGACGGCGUGCGGCCUCCUUCUCUUCGCGCUCCCCACCUCUGCUCGCCGCGCGUCUCGGGGCCGAUCUUUGCCCGGUGUCCGGGAGGCGGCGCCGGCGGGGGCGCCUCACCCCUGCCGGCGGCGGUAAUGCCGCUGCCGUUGCCGCCCUUGCGGCCGGACGGGCAGCUGGCAGCGGCAGGAACCGGAGCCGGAGCGCGCUCGCCGCUGGCCGGGACGCCGCCCUGGCCUGCGCUUGGCUCCCGAGGCGGCCGCAGGGCGCCGGGGUCCGGCGCGGCAUGAGGUGGAGGUUGCGCGCCGGCGAGCGCCCAGCUCCUCGGCCCCCAGGGUCCCCGCGGGCCCUCGCGCGUCGCGUGAGCGGGCUGCGGCCCCGGCGCCCACGCUAACCCCGCGCAGGCACAAGACGCCGCGGCCCGGAGAAGGCGGCGCAGGCCCGCCGAGCGAACGCGAGCGGCUGGACCCGUAGCGCGGGGCUCCGUGCUGGGCGGAUACCUGGAGCCGCGGGCCACCCCGGCGUGCUGCAGUUAGCUGCCCCUCUCCGCAGGGCGCCGCGGCGCGCAGCCUGCGCCUCUCCCCACCUGCAGCCCCUCCUCCCGCCGCUGCCUGGCGGAGAGAACGCGCGUCCUCGCCCUUCCUCGGCCUCUUCAGGUCCUCUGGUCCCCCGGACCCCCAUCCGGACUCUCCUCUCCUCUCUCCACCCUUCCCCGUGGUCCUUCCGCGCCUCUCCUCCCCGGCUCUCCGGCCUCCCAUUCAUUCCGUGCGCUUCCUCCCCCUUUCUCCUUCCCGCUCGGGGCCUCUUCCCAGAGCCUCUCCGCGCGGAACCCUCGGCAUUCUCGGGGUUCUUAGCACAUUCAUGGAAGUUUAGGGCCUGGACGGUGGCCCCGGAUCCGGCCUGAGAGCGCAGCCCGAGCUGCUGGCUGGGAAGAGGAAGAUGUCUGUGCUCAGGCGGAUGAUGCGGGUCUCCAAUCGCUCCCUCCUCGCCUUCAUCUUCUUCUUCUCCCUCUCCUCGUCGUGUCUCUACUUCAUCUAUGUGGCUCCGGGCAUCGCCAACACAUACCUCUUUAUGGUACAAGCUCGAGGUAUAAUGUUGAGAGAGAAUGUGAAAACAAUAGGACAUAUGAUCAGGCUGUACACAAAUAAAAAUGCCACCCUCAAUGGCACAGAUUAUCCUGAAGGCAAUAAUUCAAGUGACUAUCUUGUUCAAACAACAACAUAUCUCCCGGAAAACUUCACAUAUUCACCAUUUCUUCCCUGUCCAGAAAAACUGCCUUACAUGCGGGGAUUCCUCAGUGUCAAUGUAAGUGAAGUCAGUUUUGAUGAAGUUCAUCAACUCUUCUCUAAGGAUUUGGAUAUUGAGCCAGGAGGUCACUGGAGGCCAAAAGACUGUAAACCCAGGUGGAAGGUGGCAGUUCUCAUUCCUUUCCGUAAUCGCCAUGAACAUCUUCCAAUUUUUUUCUUACACCUGAUUCCAAUGCUUCAGAAACAGCGGCUGGAAUUUGCCUUUUAUGUCAUUGAACAGACUGGCACACAACCUUUUAAUCGUGCGAUGCUCUUCAACGUGGGCUUCAAGGAGGCCAUGAAGGACAACAUCUGGGACUGCGUGAUCUUCCACGAUGUGGAUCAUCUACCUGAAAAUGACCGAAACUAUUAUGGGUGUGGAGAAAUGCCUCGUCACUUUGCAGCAAAGCUGGAUAAAUACAUGUAUAUUCUGCCAUAUAAAGAAUUUUUUGGUGGUGUAAGUGGACUGACAGUGGAACAGUUCAGAAAGAUCAAUGGUUUUCCUAAUGCUUUCUGGGGAUGGGGAGGAGAAGAUGAUGACCUUUGGAACAGAGUUCACUAUGCUGGAUAUAAUGUAACCAGACCAGAGGGAGACCUAGGAAAAUACAAGUCUAUCCCUCAUCACCAUCGAGGGGAAGUCCAGUUUUUAGGACGGUAUAAAUUACUAAGGUAUUCUAAGGAGCGUCAGUACAUCGAUGGGUUGAACAAUUUAUUAUACACGCCAAAAAUACUGGUUGAUAGGUUGUAUACAAAUAUAUCUGUGAACCUCAUGCCAGAGUUAGCUCCAAUCGAAGACUAUUAAAAGAAGUAGCUCUCAUGGCAGGGUAGACCACAGUGCUGGAUCAUAAACUUGGAGUGCACUCUUAGUGGAGGUCAGCGUUUGGAUGUCUCAGUACCCUGAUCUCUGAGAAGAGCCAGUAGUCCUCAAUGUUUACAGUGUGGGAUUAUAUACAUCAUCCUUCUUACACCCCUCCUCUCUACUUUGAGACACACCCCAUGGUGAGCACUGCAGAAACCAGAGCUGUUGCUUGAGAUUGGAAGCUGAGAGAGCUCCCCACAAAGAGAAAGUGUUUUUUAUACUGAAAUCUAUAAUUUAAUUCAAGAGAAUGCUUUUAUUUCCGUUUAAACAUACUUUGUACAUAUGUGAUGUAAAUUAAUGUGUUCAAAUUGUUGAGAAAUAAGAUGUGUUACAGUUUUGCAUGUAAUUGGUUAUGCUUUCAUUGGACUUUUAUAGACAUUUUUUAUUUGCAUGGGAAAAAAAAAAAAAACACUGUAAAUCUAUGUCACUAAACAAAGGUUAACCCUUGUGUGAAAU